UGCUGCAGUGAUCAGAAAUCGGAAAGUAAUAGGUCAAAUCGGGAAAACCCAGGAACUGCUCUUCUACUUAGCUCCGUGCUGUUGAACUUGAGAGGAUUACAAGUUGAACUUGAAUUCCUGUUUGAGUGAAAGGAUUAUUAAAGUGGAUAUACCAAUGCGCGCGUUCUGUAGUGCACCAAUUUAUGAGGAGUCCAGACGAAGCGUCAGAAGAAUCAAUCGGUCGUGUUGGAUGGAAUGCACUUGAAUCGUUUCGCGCUUCCUUUCGUGUGGUUUUUCGUUGUGCUUCCUGUUCCGAGAGUUUCUUGUCGUGCAAUACGAGGAAAUAAUAAACGAAAUGAAUUGAUGCAGUUCUGAGAGAAGAGUCAAGUUGUUUCACGUUGUUACACUGAAUAAUUGUUUUUCGCCCCAUUUUCUCGCCUCUUCUAUGAACUAGAUAAAAAUGUGCUCAAUCCAGACAUUCAUUGUGAUGUUUUUGUGAACCUGCGAUGUAGAGUGAUAUCGAGUGAGUUUUUUUUUCGUGACAUGAAUUAAAACCCAGAGGACAACAAUUUAGAUUGCUUUUGCCUGUCCAUCUGAGUCGUGGCAUGAAUACUAUUCUCGAGAAAAGGAAGAAUACAAAGAAAGGUUCACGUGAAUGGUACGGCAAAUGAAAACCGAGGAUCAUGUUCGUUGUUGAGGAAAAGGUAUCCUGUCAUCAUAUAUCAGUUUGACUCCUCGCUGGAUGUGGAUGAAGCAGAAAAUCAAUUUAAAUAAUUGGAGUAGUUUUUCCGGAUGUUUGUGGCUAUUCGGAAAGAUAACGAAAUUAAACCAUUGGGAUGUUACUCAGUGAGUUGGGAUGCCCUUAUGCAGUGAUUCGUUGUGUUGUUGGCGGGUAAAUUGAAUUAAAUCAGCAAAAAAAAAGUGAUCCCAGUGAUUCGAAGCUAGCUAUGCAAUUGAAUUAAGUUGGUUGUGUUACGAAGAAGCAAUGUCAGGAACAUAACAUUUUUAAAAUGAGCACAAAGAUGAACAUAUUUGCAUACGACACCGUACACAUCAGAGGAAAGUGAAUUUUAUCGUUGCUAGGUCGGUGGGACAGCAGUGUUUCUCUUCCGUAAUCUUAGCCGUACUGUGAGAGGUUCGCUUGGUGUUUACUCAACUCUUUACUAGGUAGAUAAUGAUUUUCCUAACUAAUGACCAACGACAAUAAAUCAUCACCCAAAGAGAAAAUAAUUCACCAGCAGGCAGCAUAUGCCACAACUAAUUUGAGGGUGUAACCGGACUGGUGGGAUUGAUAAACACAGGAAAAAUGAUACGCCUACCCCUCGUUGCCACCGGCAUCAGAAACGAUGAACAAUAUUAGCGCUGAGGAUGUCGCCAAUGCCAGCAGUUUUAUUAUUUCACCCACAUACUUCGCCACCGUCAGUGGCAGUGAUCCCACCGAGGCUCUGCAACCGGACGUCUCCGAAUAUGGAAAUCCUACGAAGCUGAUGGAACCAUGGGCCUACACGGCAUCAGCGAUAACGUUGUUCUUCAUCGGAUUUUUCGGCUUCUUCCUCAACCUGCUGGUGAUUGUGUUGAUGUGCAAAAAUGCUCAGCUCUGGACCCCAAUGAAUAUCAUUCUGUUCAAUUUGGUUUGUUCGGACUUCUCUGUCUCGUUCAUUGGAACUCCAUUCACGCUAGUGUCAGCUAUUGCCCACCACUGGAUAUUCAACAGAGAGAUGUGCGUGACGUACGGAUUUUUCAUGUCCCUCCUAGGAAUAACGUCGAUCACUUCGUUAACGGUGCUCUCGUACGAACGUUUCUGCCUGAUAAGCCAACCAUUCUCUGCCCGGAAUCCGACACGCCGGGGAGCCGUCCUGGCGAUUCUCUUCAUAUGGAGCUACUCAUUUGCCUUAACCUCGCCGCCACUGUUUGGCUGGGGUGCGUACGUUAUGGAGGCAGCUGACAUCAGCUGCUCCGUCAACUGGGAAUCCCAAACAACGAAUGCAAUGACUUACAUCGUCUUCUUGUUCAUUUUUGGCCUAAUCGUGCCACUGAUAGUAAUCAUCUAUAGCUACGCCAACAUUGUGAUAAAAUUAAAAAGGAAUUCAGCUCGCAUGGGGCGAACCAACCGCGCGGAAACGCGUGUAACAUCGAUGGUAGCACUGAUGGUGAUAGCCUUCAUGAUAGCCUGGACACCGUACUCCGUUUUCGCGCUGCUCGAACAAUUUGGCCCGUCGGAAGCGGUAACCCCAGCGAUGGCCGUCCUGCCGGCACUGAUAGCCAAAUCGAGCAUCUGCUACAACCCCAUCAUCUACGUGGGCAUGAAUACCCAAUUCAGGGCGGCAUUCAAGCGGGUGCGAAACAACGAUUCCCAGGACAAUAAUACCACUACCAACCACCAAGAUCCACUCACCAACACCAGCAAGGAGCUUACGGAGUGCAGCUUCCGACUCUGCCGGAAGAGACAGCGGUUGAAACUCAUGCUGCGGCGCGACAAAUUUUGUCACGCACCAAUUGGAGGGGAGCGAAGCUCCUCGACCAAUAUGGGAGCAGAAAUGUCGUGUCACCAAGUGCACUCAAUGCUGAACACCAACGCCACCAGUGAUAGCAUAGCAGUCAGCAACAGCGCAAGAAAUGUGAUACGGCCAGACUUCGAACUAUCUGUGAUUAAUACCGGAAAAUCUAUUCUAAUCAAGACGAACACCUUUAGGUCCAACCUAGUGUAAUAGAGAGAAAGCUGUCGAAAGUAGCACUCCGAAACGACGAGAACAAACCCAAACAAGGAAAAUAUUCAGGGAUAGAAUACCGACGGUAGGGCGGAAUUUGUACCACAUAAGUAGUUACGAGUAUCGAAAGAACACAUCGAAAAUUACAAACUUCAAGGGAGGAAAUUUUACUACAGAACCAGAAUCAUCGCGGAAAGAAAGAGCCCUCUUUCUGCGAUGAAAAUCGAGCGGAAACUGAAAUACUAUAUCAUCACCAUUUGUAUAAAAUCUACGACGAGUCGAUGAACUUUCAUUACACGUCUUGAAAAUCAUUACUUGUUCAUAGUUAUCAAUCUGAAGCCAGGUUUACAACAUUAUUUUGUAUUCCGCAAUCUUGUAAACAAAAUGUAUGUUACUCUUAUAGUGUCAAUAGCUGUAGAUCGAUUUUCAGAUCAACUGUAGAAUUAAGUCUUGCUCACGAGAACAAACGAAUUUAGUAUGAGUUCCUGGAAAGUUUCUUCACCAUGUUACUAUCUGAUGGUAGAAAAGUGAUUCAUUUUUCAACAACGAUCAUCAUAAAUUUAUUUCUAUUUCUGAUGCAAAAAAAUGAAAUAAUACAGUGAAAAAUUACUUUCACAAGCAAGAAGCUCCAGAAGUGUACCAAGUACAAACUAAUAGUCGAUAUAAUUUCAGUAUUGGCCGUGCCCUCGUCUUUGCAAGAUUAUCGCAGUCAGAAACGCACGUUUCAGACAUUGGCUCUUGAGAAUGGUUCAACACUUUCAGAAUAAUCAGGGUAUUAAGAGAGAUCUAGUCUAGAAAAAAAAAGCCUGAGACUCGAUUUCAUGACGACAAAGGUUCAAUUAAGUGUCACGAAGCUCUUGGUCACUCUACUUUAAAAACAACGAUCGGAUCGAUUAAGAACGAAUCACAGUUACGAAAUAAACUGAUCAACCAACGUGAAUAACAUACACCCCCAUUUGAAAUCAAAGUGUUUCAAUAUCGAUUUUUUCAACUUUUCGGUAUACUUCGCAAAAGUAGGUAAUUAGUAAACCAUUUUUCCAUUUCAGUAUCGUUGAUUCAUUUUGACGUAGGACUACGUCUUAAAUUUAUGUUUCCCCUUGAGCUGUGAAUGUUAAUGAAUAUUUCAUUUGUGCAUCUGACAUUGCAAUUACCACAACCAUCCGAGCCAUGGCAAAGCAAGCGAAAAAAGAGAAGAGUGCAAAUUAUUAUAGGUCGCUUCUAGCCAUCAGUGUUCAGCAUUGAGUGUGUUGCUUGUUUUUGUUGCGCGAAACUGCCAGAAAUAUUUGCUUUCGUGUGCAUCAGUUUUGCAACAAGCUUCUAGCUAAUAUUCAAAUUGGUAAACAAGUUGAUUGCAUAAUAUAAUUGCGUAGUUCUACGUCGGAAAUGCGAUCGUGUCCUAGAUACAACCCAUUACAAUAUUUUUUUUACUUCCCGGAUGAUUAGGGUGUCCGUUCUUGCACCGUUGUUACGUUUCUGUCCUCUUCCCGGUCAAUCGGCCACGCUGCCGUGCACAUGAUGCUUCUGAAUGACCAGCCGGACCACACCACGGCUUACACCAUACUUCUCAGAAAUGUUUCGUUGAGACCCCUUACGAUGAAAAUCAUACACACUCAAAUUUUGAACCUGUUUUGAGAUUUGCUUUUCACUCUUUUUCUGCAAGUUUCCUCAGCAACAAAAACGCGCCACUACGCACGAGAAGUUGACUAAAUA
Molecule: messenger RNA, 4397 nt
Organism: Toxorhynchites rutilus septentrionalis
Lineage: Eukaryota; Metazoa; Arthropoda; Insecta; Diptera; Culicidae
Product: vertebrate ancient opsin-like
Exons: 6
Coding region: 1326-2687 (453 amino acids)
Biological process (GO): G protein-coupled receptor signaling pathway
Cellular component (GO): membrane; photoreceptor outer segment
Molecular function (GO): G protein-coupled receptor activity
Source: RefSeq, a predicted model, not a curated record